GAAGGAGCCUGCACGAAGCUGGAUGAAGACAUCCUGGACAUCCCGCUGGACGAUCCCGACGCCAACGCGGCGGCCGCCAAAAUCCAAGCGACGAGUUUUCGGGGCCAUAUGACCCGUAAGAAGAUCAAAGGUGGAGAAAUCGAUCGGAAAACCAAGGAUCCCGAAUGUUCCAACAGCACCCGCGGGAACGGAGAUCUCCGCAACGGCGACUAG
Antrostomus carolinensis (chuck-will's-widow) is the source of this 213-nucleotide messenger RNA. RefSeq names its product neurogranin (gene NRGN). The transcript has 2 exons. NCBI's taxonomy places the organism in Eukaryota, Metazoa, Chordata, Aves, Caprimulgiformes, Caprimulgidae. Gene Ontology annotation, molecular function: calmodulin binding. The annotation marks the transcript as partial. The record is from RefSeq and is a predicted model, not a curated record.